UAGUCCAAUUAAGGCUAAAAUGAGAGUAUUAAGAACAUAUAUAAGGGGGUUUGACGUUUCUGCAUCAUGUCUACCUUCAUCAUCGCAUAUACAGAGCCAGCGCAGGUGGCUUGGCCAGGCGCCAUCAGGACGCAAGAUCGAUUCCGUCGAUGCUGCUUGGGAUGAGGCAAAGAAGUUGUUUUACAAGCCCAGCAUGGGAUACUCCGAGUUCGCCAAGCGUGUUGAUGCACUUAGGAUAUUCGCCUUUUGGGCUAUGAUUACAGGAUUGAGUAUAGAUCUUAUUAUAAAUCCUCCACAAAGCGCAUACUGGUCAAAGUGGAACGUUUUAAAGAUGCCUUCAAGGUUGAUGGAUAAAUUUGGCCAUAAAUCUAAGCAAGACGUAAUGAGCAAUGCAGUUGAAUUGGACCAGGACCACCUAACUGAGGCUGUCAGGGAGUACCACCGUGUUUGCAAUGUAUAAGACAUGCCACAGCGUUUGUACAACUAACAUUAAUACU
This is a messenger RNA of Babesia bovis T2Bo, 497 nucleotides long. RefSeq lists its product as uncharacterized. The record is from RefSeq and is a predicted model, not a curated record. Lineage: Eukaryota; Apicomplexa; Aconoidasida; Piroplasmida; Babesiidae. The transcript has 2 exons. The coding region runs from base 20 to 460 and encodes 146 amino acids.